Messenger RNA from Leucoraja erinaceus (little skate), 530 nucleotides. Its product is annotated as E3 ubiquitin-protein ligase TRIM41-like. Gene Ontology annotation, molecular function: zinc ion binding. The transcript is spliced from 2 exons. Lineage: Eukaryota; Metazoa; Chordata; Chondrichthyes; Rajiformes; Rajidae. The record is from RefSeq and is a predicted model, not a curated record. The coding region runs from base 24 to 530 and encodes 168 amino acids.
UUUCCCAGUCAGUGUUGGGGAGAAUGGACACGGCAUCGGAGAGAGAAUUGGAGAACAUAAUCAACGAGGCCAUCUGCUCGAUCUGCCUGGAUUUUUACAGGGAGCCGGUGAUGGUAGACUGCGGCCACAACUUCUGCAAGAACUGUAUCCUGGACUAUUGGGAGAAGCAGAGCGGCAACAUCUCCUGCCCCAAGUGCCGGGAGGAGUUCCCCCAGCGCAACAUCAGGCUGAACAGGUUCGCGGCCAACAUGGUGGAGAGCGUCCGCAAGCUGAGCCAGAAGCCCAAGGAGCCCGGAGGGGACCCGCGCUGCCCGCUCCACGACGAGAAGCUCAAGCUCUUCUGCGAGACGGACAAGACGGCCAUCUGCGUGGUGUGCGCCGUGUCCCAGGAGCACAAGGACCACAAGAUCAGCCCGCUCAAGGAUGUGGCCGAGAUGUAUCGGGCGAGUAGACUGGGGCCCGGGGGGUUUACAUCUGCCUUACUGGAUGGGAACUGGGUAAAAGCGAGAGAUCGUGCAAACUCCACAUAG